AUGGAUGCCACUCAUACCAUGUUUUGUAACAAUGAUAUUGUUAACCCUCUAAGCUCCAUGGGAAUGCAAGUUUCAUGCAUUCUUGUUGUAUCACAUUUCUUCAAUGUCCUCCUUAGAAGUUUGGGUCAACCUGGUCCCAUUGCACAAAUUCUGGCUGGGUUGAUAUUAGGACCAAUGUCACAUAUACCAUAUAUAAAAAAUACAUUCUUCCCACCAAGUUCAAUAAACUACUAUGAAAUUGUUGGCUUCUUCUGUCGCAUACACUUCAUGUUCUUAUUCGGUUUAGAGACAAACCUUCAAUACACAUUGCGCAAUCUACGUUUGGUUACAUUGGUAGCAUGUGGUGGUGCCCUAGUUGGUGCAGUUUUCGGUCUAUCAGUCUCAUUUUAUUUAUACCAAAACCUAAAUCUAAAUCUCGACAUUUACUAUUUCUGCAUGGUCAUCAUGCUAAUGGUAUCAUACACGAGCUCCCCGAUGGUGAUCCGUUUAUCGGCCGAGUUACGUUUUGCAGCGUCUAAUAUCGGGCGAAUAGCAGUGUCCUCCGCAUUGAUAACCGAAAUGGGCUGCUUGAUAUUCUUUGACGUAGUGGUUUGUUGGAAAAAACCUAACCACAUUUCCAAUGGUUUUCUAUGUACUAUCACUGUAUCUUUUGUGAUUCUGAUUAACAAAUACUUAGCCGUAUGGUUAAACUCGAGAAACCGUUACCAAAAACACCUAAAAGCAGCUGAGUUAUUACUCAUACUUUUUGUUCUUCUAACAAGCUCAAUGGUUAUAGAAAUCUUGGGUUACAAUAGUAUUAUUAGUUGUUUUAUUAUUGGAUUGUUGUUUCCUAAAGAAGGUAAAACAGCUAGGACUUUGAUAUAUAAACUUGGUUAUUCAAUUUAUAAUUUUGUUCUUCCUAUUUAUUUUGGGUAUAUGGGUUUACAAUGUGACCUCAUACAAGUGUUUAGAAGCUUGAAUAAAACAACAGAUACUGCAAUAUUGAUUUUGUUGUGCAUUGGAAGCAAACUUGGUGGCACACUUUUGGUUUGUAGAUACCUUCAUAUUCCUACAAGUGAAGGAAUUUUCAUUGGCUUCAUAUUGAAUACUAGAGGUUAUGCUGAUUUGUUGUUCAUUGCUGCUGUAGCAAAACAUGCCGUCGAUCUCGACCUAGAGGCUUACAAUAUGUUGAUAGUAUCGAUAAUAUUGAACACAGUUAUAUCAGGAAUAGUUGUGGCGUUUCUAGCAAAAGGGGAAGCGAAAAUGUUUUCGAACAACCAUACUACAGUUGAGCCUCAACAAAUGGAAGACGAGCUUCGAAUUUUGGCUUGUGUAUAUGAUCCUCGACAAGUAUCCGCGGUACUCGCCACAAUACUAGCCAUGCAUGGAUCAAGAACAUCGCCUUCCACGACUUAUUUAAUGCAUUUGAUAGAACUCGUGAAGAAAAUCAAGUCGAAUUUGUUGUACCAUGAAAAGGAAAACGGAAGCCUCAGCGAUGACGAAGAAGCCUAUGGUGGAAAUGAUGUGGUGGACAUUAAUAAUGCCUUAGAUGCAUUCACUUUAGACACAAAGAUUUUGAUUCACCAAAAAAAGACGGUAUCUUGUUUCCCAAGUAUGUAUGAAGAUGUUUGCAACGAAGCGGAAGAUCUUAAAGUGACAAUAAUUUUAAUUCCUUUUCACAAACACGAGCGCAUUGAUGGAAAACUCGAAAGUGGCAAAGAAAGUAUAGUAGUUACUAAUCAGAAGAUUCUCAGACACGCGCCUUGUUCGGUUGGAGUAAUCAUUGAAAGAGGACUUACUAAGACAUUUGGUUUCUCGGAACUAAUUGAGUCCGAAGCCACACAAAAUGUUGCAACACUUUUCUUCGGGGGACCAGAUGACCGCGAGGCGAUUGCUUGGAGCCUAAGAAUCUCCAAAUGCCCUCAUAUUAACUUGACGAUUAUUAGAUUUUUGCCGGCUUCAUCACAAAAUGAACAAAUUAAUGAAAACGGAGUACAAUCCGAUGGAAAGGAGAUUCUAAUGUCAUUGUCGGGGGAAGAGAGUGAGAACGACGAGAUUGACAAUACGUUUAUGGUUGAUUUCUAUAAUCGGCAUGUGACAUUAGGCCAAAUUGGAUACGUGGAAAAUUUUGUGAAGGAUGGAAAGCAAACAUUGGAAUGUUUGAAAGAUGUUGGAGACAUGUACUCUUUGUUUGUGGUUGGAAAAGGUGGUAGGAGAAAUAAUUCAUUAACAAUAGGUAUGAGUGAUUGGGAGGAGUGUCCUGAACUUGGAACAGUUGGUGAUGUGUUGGCUUCUUCAGAUUUUGAUAUUCAUGGAUCUGUUUUGGUUAUUCAACAACAUAGAGAUGCUAAGAAAGGUUUAAUACAUUAUUAG
Messenger RNA from Vicia faba (fava bean), 2352 nucleotides. Lineage: Eukaryota; Viridiplantae; Streptophyta; Magnoliopsida; Fabales; Fabaceae. The record is from the annotation of a GenBank genome assembly.